Messenger RNA from Lytechinus variegatus (green sea urchin), 1959 nucleotides. RefSeq lists its product as uncharacterized. NCBI's taxonomy places the organism in Eukaryota, Metazoa, Echinodermata, Echinoidea, Temnopleuroida, Toxopneustidae. The transcript is spliced from 4 exons. The record is from RefSeq and is a predicted model, not a curated record. The coding region runs from base 139 to 1086 and encodes 315 amino acids.
AACAUUAUGGUCAGAUUCUUAUUUGGUGAAAUGUUGAUAUUAUUGUAUAAUUUUUUAUCCAAGUGAUUUCAUAGAACUACUUUCUUCAGCUUUCAAGCAAUCAUUUAUUUUGUAAUGGGAUAAAACAGGAGAACGAGAAUGUCUUGCCCCAAGUUUCAGUAUCGGUUUACUGCAGUCGUGUUCUUGAUGUCAUAUAUCAACAGACAACACUCGACCAUCGCAUUCGAAUGUACGCCUCUGGCUCUUGCCGACACAUCUGUCAUUCAGAUGAUGGCAACAAGAAUAGGAAAUGGCCCGCUGGUCGCACAUAUGAAAAGAUACAAUCACUUCAUAUGCAGGCCUAUACCACCACAAGAAGCAAAUAUGACACUGACACCAUCUCCUUUGGGUGGUAUUGCUGAGAGUACAUCAGAUGUACCCAUGACGUCGGCUGGUAUUACUAAGGGUACAUCAUCUGUAUCCAUUGCGUCGAGUGGUAUCACUGAGGGAACAUCAGCUGCACCCAUGACGUCGGCUGAAGGUACAUCAUCUGUACCCAUUGCGUCGAGUGGUAUCACUGAGGAUACAUCAUCUGUACCCAUGGCGUCAAGUGGUGGUACAUCAGCUGCACCCAUGACGCCGGCUGGUAUUACUGAGGGUACAUCAUCUGUAUCCAUGGCGUCGAGUGGUAUCACUGAGGGAACAUCAGGUGCACCCAUGACGUUGGCUGAGGGUACAUCAUCUGUACCCAUUGCGUCGAGUGAUAUUACUGAGGGUACAUCCACUGCAACCAUGGCGUCGAGUGGUAUCACUGAGGGUACAUCAGCUGCACCCAUGGCGUCGAGUGGUGUUGCCGAGAGCACAGCUGCACCCCAAACUGCAUCCACAGAUCUUUCCUCGAUCGAUCCGUCUACUUUGACCAGUCUACCGCCGUCAUCGACGAACAUGUCAGCGAUAUCAGAGUAUACAACAUCUACAUUAGCCUCUGGAAGCCCCCACCGGGACAACCUCCGUUGGCCCAAUCAUGUCGGACUCAGUAACACAGGGCAGUACAUUGGACACAACUGGUACAAGUGGUUCUACUUACUCAGCUCCUCCAACAGAUGAAAGUAGCGAGACUAAUGAUUAGUGGUUAAAUGUUUAUUGCUGAAAAGCUCCUGCAUGAGAUAUUGACAAUAAUGUCAUCAAAAUAAGCCUAUAUAUCGCAGUCUACAUGUGUUGUCAUUAUGUAGUCCAUGCGGUGAUUUGGAUGAGAUUUUAAUGUAUUUAUUUACAAACAAAAUAAACAACAUUAUUUACAGAAUUUUCAAUCAAGCUUCAGUGUAGGCCUAAAAUAAAAAAUCAUAAAAGGUAAUUGAAUCAGGGACUGAAUUUAAAACGUUGCAAUAUAUCUGACUAUGAGCUAAAAAAAAAUGAGGUAUCAAAACGGAGAGGGUUGCCUAAAAAUCGAUAAAGAAGCAAGCCCUGUGACUUAUAAUUUCAAAGUAAGGAAUCUUUAAUAAUAUGUAAAAUAAUGAACGUAAAGAGACAAAAUAGUAAAUGGAUAAAAAACACGAGAAAAAGCUAGAACAUGAUUGCCAUAAUAUAGGACAAACGAGGAGUUUUAAAAAGGAAGAGAGGGGACUGGUGGUGGAGAGGUAAGAGAUGGUGAAAAGGGUGAUGAACAAAACUUUAAGCACGUUGUUUAAGCCCAGCCUCUAUCAUAAUAUAUUUUCAAACUGUCAAACAUAAAUUAUGUCUUGCAAUUAAUUGUAAAUUAGUGAUUAAUUGCUAAUUUGCUCCAUAAAACAAGGGGUUUAAUUUGAUUUGCUAUAACUAACGUUGAUCGAUCAAUUGUAAAAUUGCAACAGAAUAUUUGCAAUUAAUAUAUAUUUUCUUGCGACACCCCCUAAGUCAGGUGAAAUUGUGGUUUUAAUAUGAUUGACAACUGAUUCAGUGCAGUAGAUAUUUAUUGCUGCAACUUAUUUCAUUAUAAGGGAG